UAGGCAUUUUGAUGAAAUAAUCGAAUGAUUUUUUUUAGAGAUACAGAUGUCCAAUAAUUAAUUAUUAUUUAUUAAUAUUAACAGACUCUUCCAUAAAAUUAAUAAAGUUGGUGUGUUGGGUUGUUAUUAUAAGUAGUUAGAUCUGGUAUUAGUAUUGUAAUCUCAGCUAAUUUUAUUUUUAUGGUUAGACAUUAGGGUUAAGCGUAUGGUAGGACUAGCCUAGGGUUAAGGACGGGGUUAGCAUUGACAUUAGCCAGCAAUGUGUGUAUACUAUUUAGUUAACUACCAGUAACCUAACACCUCUUUUCUUAAAGGAGAUUCUAUUAUUGGACACUGGUAUAUAAAAAUUCCCCCAUCUAGUCAAUUUAGCAUAUUAACUUUCUGUGCAAUGUCAUUAUAACUCAAAUUUGAAAAAAUUCCAAAGCCAGGUCUUAAAGACAAAUAAUUAGAUUGGAUAAAGGACAUUUUUUUCAAAAAAAUAAUUAUCUUUACAAAACAGAAAUAGACUGUAAAACCUAUUAACUAAUAACAUGGCAAUAAAAAAACCUUUUUUGCAAUUUUCACGCAUUAACACUACAUAAAAGUAUAUUUUGAGCAUGGUUAUUGGCAGGAUUUUCUAUGGGAACACAUCUUAUACCGACUGUACCAAACACAGCAAAAGUUGCCGACAUGUCCUAAUCCCUUAUUUUAUUCUUUUUAUUAAAUGCUGCAUCACUAGUCAAGUGUCUUUUUGAAACUCUGGUUAAACAACUUCAUUAGGAAGCAGAGAUCAAUCACUAUUAUUUUCUGAUUCAGUAGAAAGCAGAGAUCAAUCACUAUUAUUUUCUGAUUCAUUAGGAAGCAGGGAUCAAUCACUAUUAUUUUCUGAUUCAGUGUAUCAAGAGCAAUGCCUGACAUGUGUAAAUCUUGUGGGGAGACAGCUGUGAUAGAGGUUGAUUUGGAUGGCCAAGGUAUUCACAAGAUAUGCAUUGAGUGUGCAUCUGUAGCCUCAGAAAACAACUCUAAUGGUGGCCAUGGAGAUGCAGCACCUGUACAAGACGUGGCCCAAGACAACGUGUGUCAGUCUUGUGGCCAAACCUUGUCGUACUCCACUGUGUCUGCAGGGCAGAUGAUGUGCACUGAAUGUCUAGAUGAGGAGGGUGAGGAAAUGAUAGAUGAUGAGACUGAUGGGGCUGCUGUGGAUGACAAAGGUGGGGCAAAGCUUGCGUGUAUAUCUUGUGCAAGUCUGGACCUGGGCAUGGAGCUGCUGGGAGCCGACGAACGGCUCAUCUGUAGAAGCUGCGGCUCAGUCCAGGACAGUGAAAAUUUAGUGACUGAUGAGUUUGGGACAGUGACUCGAUCUUAUGGAAAUAAAACAACGACACUCCCCAAAUAUGCUAGCACACCCUCGGUAGUGAAAGGUCGAAUAGCAGGCCAUGAUAAAAUAUCCCUGCUGCAGGAUAAACUAUGCUUGUCAGAGGCUAUCAAACUUGAGGCAGUUGAAAUGUUUGACAAAGUCUUCCCAAAGAAGGAGGUGGUGAGAACUAACAUCAGAAGAAAAGAACACAUUGCCGCUGCUUGUCUUUUCAUUGUCUGUAGGCUGCAUGAGCUGCCGGUCUGUGUCUCUCACUUCAAGCCUCAUCUUGACAGGCUGGCUUUUUUUACCAAAGGAAAAAAUUUGAUCACUCAAAGCCUAAACUUGACCCUGCCUCAGAUGAACUUUGGUACACACGUGGGAGGAUUCCUGGAGGGUCGAGGUUUUGACAAGCAAAUAGUGGGGAAGGUAAGGGAUAUUUUAUUCUUGUGUCGUCGAGCCUGGCUGACAGAGGGGCGCUCAAGGGAAGGCUUGAUCACACUUGCUGUCUAUUACGCUUACCUCAAUUCAAACUGCAAGAAUGAGUUCAUAAGUUUAAACAAAUUUAGAAAAAUGUUUGCCUUUCCUAAUGUUUCUAAUAAAUUAAGCAAAGAUUGCUGCCAGCUCUUGCUUAAACUUGCUAGAAGCCUCCCUUGGGUGGAUGAAAAACUUCUCAAGCCUAACACUGUGUAUCGCUAUGUGGAUGACAUUAUCAAGUACCAGAACAGUGUUUUUCAUUUAGUGUUUACACAAGAUUUGCCGACUGAAUUCCACAAGGAAAAUUGUGUGGAAGGUCAACGGGAGCUGCUGCUGCCUCCUGCAGCCAAACGGGCAAGAAAACAAAGCCCAGUGGUGGAAGUGGAAAUUCCUGCCCACAUUGACCUCGACUGUCCAGAGCUCAAAGAUACAGACUUUGACAAGGAUGAAAUUGCCUCUUAUAUUCUGAGUGAAGAAGAGCAAGAAAACCUGAAGCACCUCAAGCAAAAAGCAUUUCAUCAUUAGUAAUUCUUAGAUCCAACUCAAUGAAAAAAAUGUGCUCACUUGUUUUACUUGACACAGUAAAUAGAUUAGAGAUGAUUUUUUUGAAUUUCUUUGAAUAAUAAUAUUUAAAAAAAAUUUGUUUGUAUUUACUAUGCAUAUAUUAUUAAUAAAUACACAUUGGACACUUAUGCAUGUCUAUAGCUUUAAAAGUAAAAACAAUUCAUGUAGAUUAAAACAUUGUCAACUCAUCAGUUGGUACUAGUACAUUACAGUUAGAACUAGUAGUACAUUCCAGUUGGUUCUAGUACAUUCCAGUUGGUACUAGUAGUACAUUCCAGUUGGUACUGUACAUUAGUUGAUACUGCACAUUACAGUUUGUACUAGGAAUAGGUUCAAGAUUUUUGUUACCAGGUGUUAGCAAUUGGCCAGAAUAAAGAAAUUACUUCUGAAGGCAAAGGGAGGCAUCAAAUUGGAAUAUCCAGAAUAACCUGUGACUAAAAUAAACAUAUAUUUGUCAUUAAAAAAAAUCAAAUAAAAAUGAGCAUUUUGAUUUAAUUUUAAAAUAA
Physella acuta is the source of this 2880-nucleotide messenger RNA. RefSeq lists its product as uncharacterized. NCBI's taxonomy places the organism in Eukaryota, Metazoa, Mollusca, Gastropoda, Physidae. The record is from RefSeq and is a predicted model, not a curated record. Gene Ontology annotation, molecular function: RNA polymerase III type 3 promoter sequence-specific DNA binding; RNA polymerase III general transcription initiation factor activity; TBP-class protein binding. Gene Ontology annotation, cellular component: nucleus; transcription preinitiation complex; transcription factor TFIIIB complex. Gene Ontology annotation, biological process: transcription preinitiation complex assembly; DNA-templated transcription initiation; transcription by RNA polymerase III.